GUGAGGGAUAUAGACAGGGAGAGAGAGAGAGAAAUGGCGCCUCGAUGCUGCGCUCACUGAGGCAGUGUUUGGAGCCGGCUAGGGAGAUUCAGUAAGGGCAGACAAAAGGAAAAAACAUGGUGAACACAAGGAAAAGCUCACGGCCGAGAAGCGGUCCCUCCAUAUCCUCGAGGACUAGGUCGUCGUCGAGAACCGAGCGAAACUCUGAGGAACAUAAGGAGCCCAGUAGUGAUGUCAGCUGUCCCAGCAGCCCGCGCUUGGCUCCCCCUUCCAAGCGAACGCGGCGGCAGACGGCCUCGGAGCCCAGCUCGAGCGAUACCUCUCCGUCCCCACAGACCAAGGGCCAGAGGGUCAGCUGGGAAAUUCCCACCUACCGCACCAGAUUGUCCUCUCGCAUCAUGCAAAAUGGCCACGCCCAUAUGAGUCACCGGAAUGAGGAGCGUGGAGGGGGGGAUCACUCUCACAUGAAUGGACAUGUGGAGCUGAAGAGGAGCUGCCGAGUGAAGAAGAGCCAGUUCGAACACCUCAAUCAGAGCCUGCUGUUCGACCAGCUGGUCAACAGGGAGGGACGGGGUCCUCUUCUUCCGCCACGACUGUCGACCAGGCGGACUGCUCAGUGCGUCAGGGGUCUGCGGCCAUAUCGGCAAACCACCCGACCCAUCUUGAAACACCGACCUCGUCUCGUUUACCGUGCUUUCACUGCCGAGGCUGUCCUUCAGGAAAUGGACAACAUCAGCAGCAUCAGGCAAAACCGCGAGGUGGAGCGACUGCGCAUGUGGACCGGAGACACUGAGGAGGAAAACAUGGACAUGUAUUCCCGGGUGAAGCGCAGGAAAUCCAUGCGCAGGAGCACUUUCAGCAUGCCAACACACCACAAAGCCAUGAGUAAAACUGAGCAGGAGGACGAAGAGGAGGAAGGGACGGAAGAUUCUCACGGUGAGGAAGAAGAGGAGGAUGCAGAGGAUGAAGAUGAUGAAGGAGAUGAAGCAGAAGAAGCAGGAGAGGAAAAUGACAGACGGUAUAACCUGAGGCAGCGAAAGGCGGUGCAGCGAUAUGAGGCACCACCUAUCGAGCCUGUGAACAGAAAGCAGAGCAACCCCUCACUUUUUGACACCCACAGAUCCCCAGCAAGAAGAAGCCAUAUACGAGUGAAGAAACAUGCCAUUCACAGCAGUGACACCACCUCGUCUUCUGAUGAAGAGCGGUUUGAGCGGAGAAAAAGCAAGAGUAUGACCCGGGCCAGAAACAGAUGUUUGCCCAUGAACCUGGCUGCAGAAGAUCUAGCUAGUGGGGUGCUGCGUGAUCGCGUGAAAGUGGGUGCCAGCUUGGCUGAUGUGGAUCCCAUGAAUCUCGAUAGCUCAGUGAAAUUUGACAAUGUGGGAGGCCUCAGUAACCACAUACAGUCACUCAAGGAGAUGGUUGUGUUCCCACUGCUUUAUCCUGAGAUCUUUGAGAAGUUUAAGAUUCAGCCCCCCAGAGGGUGUUUGUUCUAUGGGCCUCCCGGGACGGGAAAGACGCUGGUAGCACGGGCGCUUGCCAAUGAGUGUAGCCAGGGAGACAAGAAGGUUUCUUUCUUCAUGAGGAAAGGAGCCGACUGCCUCAGCAAGUGGGUCGGGGAAUCGGAACGCCAGCUACGCCUGCUCUUCGACCAGGCUUACCUGAUGAGGCCAUCCAUCAUUUUUUUUGAUGAGAUUGAUGGUUUGGCUCCUGUUCGCUCUAGCAGGCAAGACCAGAUACACAGUUCUAUUGUGUCCACUCUCUUGGCCUUGAUGGACGGCUUGGACAGUCGCGGGGAGAUAGUAGUCAUCGGUGCUACAAACAGACUUGACUCUAUCGACCCAGCACUCAGGAGGCCUGGACGCUUUGACCGGGAGUUUCUGUUCAACCUGCCCGACAAGAAGGCCAGAAAGCACAUCUUGGAGAUUCACACACGGGAAUGGAAUCCCAAAUUGUCUGAGCCAUUUAUAGAUGAAAUUGCAGAAAAAUGUGUCGGCUACUGCGGCGCUGACAUCAAAGCACUUUGCACAGAGGCAGCCUUGGCCGCGUUGCGCCGUCGCUACCCCCAGAUCUACGACAGCAGCAUCAAACUGAGCCUGGAUGUCACCUCCAUCGUCCUGGGGCCCUGCGACUUCAGCAAGGCCAUGAGGACAAUCGUCCCCGCCUCCCAGAGGGCCUUGGCUCCCCCCGGCCGAGCCCUUUCCCCCACCCUCAGGCCCCUGCUGGCCUGCUCUUUCUCCUUGGUGCUGAAAGCCCUGCUCCGAGUCUUCCCCCACGCUCAGUGUACUGACAGGGACAACACACACGGCGGUGACAAUCAACUGCUCGAAGAGGACUACAGCGAUGAUGACAAUGAGGAACGCUCCGCUUCCAUCUAUGAAGUCCAGCCUGCUGCAUCCCCAAAGACUCAGCUCUCCUCUUCUGCAACACACACACCCUUCCUCCACUUCUCCUUCUCCGCCCUCCAACAGCCCACAGCAUACCGGCCUCGUCUGAUGCUGGCUGGGGCCCCGGGCUCAGGACAGAGCUCCCACUUGGCCCCUGCCUUGCUGCACCACCUAGACAAGCUUCCAGUGCACCGGCUGGAUUUGCCCACUCUCUACUCCGUCAGCGCUAAGACGCCAGAGGAGUCCUGUGCUCAGGUUUUCCGGGAGGCCCGGCGAAGCAUGCCCAGCGUGGUGUUCAUGCCGCACAUCUCAGAGUGGUGGGAGACAGUGAGUGACACUGUGAAGAGCACCUUCCUCACCCUGCUGCAUGAUGUGCCCUCCUUCAGCCCCGUCCUCAUCCUUGCCACAGCUGAGACUCACUACUCACAGCUGUCAGACGAGGUGAGGAGUAUUUUCCAGAGGUCUUACGGGGAGGUAGUGACGCUGUGCCCUCCAGCAGAAGAGGACCGGAGAAGCUUCUUCUCUGACCUGCUGCUGUUGCAAGCAGCCAGGCCUCCACCCCGCCUCAAGAAUCAAGGGCGAUGUGAAGAGGUUCUGCCAGUGGCCGAGGCUCCGGGGCCCAGAGUCCUGUCAACAGAGGAACAACGCCGCCUGGCUGAGCAGGAGGAGAACACGCUACGUGAGCUCAGGCUCUUUCUCAGGGACGUGACCAAGCGCCUGGCCACUGACAAACGCUUUAACAUCUUCAGCAAGCCAGUCGACAUCGAUGAGGUGUCUGACUACCUGCAGGUGAUUCGGCAGCCCAUGGAUCUGUCCACCAUCAUGACCAAGAUUGACACCCACCAGUACCUGAGGGUGACAGACUUCCUGGGGGACAUCGACCUCAUCUGCAGUAAUGCUUUAGAAUACAACCCUGACAAGGAUCCUGGAGACAAGGUGAUCCGGCACCGAGCAUGCAGUUUAAAGGACACUGCUCACGCUAUAUUUGCUGCUGAGCUGGACCCCGAGUUCGACCGCAUGUGCGAAGAAAUCAAGGAGGCGCGCAGGAAGACGGACCUCCAGACGCCAGCUCAGCAGACGGCGCUGAUGGGCGCCGUGGCAACCAGAAGGCACCACGCUGCAGCAGAAGAGCAGGCCAGGAGCAGCACUCAGGGCGAGGCCACUGACAAACAGUGCACCACUAAUCAUAUAAAGCGAAAGAUUCGCCGGCGGCCAUCUUGGGGGCGGGGCAUCAUCCGUAAGAAGAAGACUUAUAAGAAGGGAAUGGAAGAGGAGGAAGAGGAGGAGGCCGAGGUGGAUGCUGUGGGGCCCAGUGACUCAUGUUUAACGCAGGACGAGGAAUCAUCAUGUGACACCAUGGGUCCCCAGCCCAAUGGCCACCAUCCCCAUGUCCCCUCUACAGAAGAAGAGAGCUCCAAUGAGCCCCCUGUUUCAGCACCUGCUGAACCUCCAGAUGCCAGCGAAGCCCAAAAAGAGCAAACGCCUACGGAGGAGGAACCCUCGGCCAAAAAGGCAGAGCCUGAGAACACAGAGAAACACAGUGAGCUGCAUCGCCUCAGUGGCAGUUCUCAGCCCAAGGCAGAUGGGGAUGGCCAAUCCAAGAAGGCUGACUUCCAGCCGUCAAUUGAAUUGUCCAAAUCUUCAGAUGCUGAGGUCCAGCCUAAGCACACAGAGGGUGUCUUAAUAUCACAAGCGGACUGUGUGAAUGGAAACGAGUCAAUGGACAGCCUGGACUCGCACAGCCUCCAGGGGAGCAGUGAGGCUGAGAAAAGAACUGCUCAUAGCACGGCUCAGGGCUCUAAUGAACCAGAACAGGAAGAGCACAAAGAUAAACACGAGAGCAACCCAACUCAGGAGCACCCUCCCCAGGAUGGGAGAGCAGAAGCAGGAAAUGUUGUGGAACAUCAACAAACAGAAGGGGAUUCCACAGCUGAGAUGUCAGAGCAGCUGAUGGGAAUUACUGAAAGGACAGAGGAAGAGCCACAACCAGCCCCCCCUCAGCCUCCUUUAGUGGUUGACCACCAGCGACUUGCGGCUCUACUGGAUACGGUGGUGAAGAAGAGUGAAGGCUACAGUGUGGAGCAGCUGGAGAGACUCUACUCCCUCCUCAGCCAGUGCAUCUACCGGCACCGCAGAGAGUACGAAAAGACCCAGCUACUCGAGGAGAUGGAGCAGAAAAUCCAGCAUUUUGAUACAUUCCUGUGAGAUGGAGAGGAUACCAUAUCAGCCUGGGACCACAAAGACACUAACUGAGUGAGAGAGAGAGGAACUUCAGCCCUCAACCCAACACAACACAACACACACACACACACACACAGACACACACACACACACAAACAAAGAAAUCCAGCGCCCUCUUCUUGCUGGGAGGAGAAACUCGAGGACGAUGUUUAGGACAUUCGAUGGUGCUAUCGUCUCAGGAACCUGGCCAGAUCCAGACCCCUUAUACAUAACCAAACUCCUGGAGGUGUGUCAGUCUCACACACACACACACACACACACAUCCAACGCUGACGGGCGACCCUGGUGCUACUCGGGUGCUAUCCUAACUUUCAUCCACGCUGCUCUUUGGGAUUCCUUAUUAACUUUGAUGACGAGCAAAAACCAACAGAUCGGGUGGUGUCAUAAACCUGGGGGCUGCUUCGCUCCUGCAGCAGGCCGUGCAACACACACACCCAGACUGUAACAUGUAUUUCAACAAACACACAGCUGGAAAUGCACACACACACUCACCCAGAUCCUCACCAGCAGAGAGUGUGAAUGCAGAGGCCCGCUCGGAGAUGAGGACAGAUAAUGUUCUGAUUCACUGAACCACAUUGCUGAGCCCAUCUUUCCUCCCCCCCCCCCCCCGCAACCCCGAGUGAAAUGCUUCGUCAUAGGCCAGUAGUUACUGUGCUAUUACGCGGCUCAUCUUUUUCCGUCAUUUUAGCUACUUGAUUAAUUCAAUACCUGAGCCACCGUCAAGGAUACUCACCCCAGAACAAUAGUUUCAGCUAGAACAAAAACUGGAUGAAGUUGGCGCAGCGGGACUAGAGCCGAUUAUGUCCUCUUCAUUACAGCGGGCUCGGUGGAGGGCUGUUGGCCCCCUCACAGUUCCUGUCUCAGAGUGACUGGUGAACAAGGUCAGCUGUACGACCUCUCGUAUACACCACCUCUGGCGUUCACACUUGCAGCAGAUUGUCAUGUCCUAAAUAGUUUGUGGUAGCUUAACAACCCCUCCUCUUCCUCCUGCUCACUAGCAUUCACAGUCUGAAUGUUUUCCCUCCCGCUCAGGCUGAGCCCGCCAGUUGAUUUUCCUACCGACACUCCCGGCUGAGGGACUGGAAGCAGUACAAAUUGGAAUGCGUCUAGAGUUUGCACUGCCUAGCGUGUGCCUUAUGUAAAACCCCUUAUAUUCAAACUCUGAUAUAUUUAGCAGGAUUUUUUAUUUACUUGUGACAAUGAACAGGCUCCAAUUUGGGGUAAAAUCCUAACCACUAAGGUCAGAGUGACCUUGAAGCAAAAAAAUAUAUAUUUAAAUACCAUUAGGUUGUUUAAAAUCAAAUCUAGGUUACAUCUCCAACUGAAAAAACACGUUUUAAAACCUCUGAUUACAAAUUGAGUUUUAGAUAACACUUACCUUCGUGGAUGAGUCCGGCCAGAUGCAUCUCAAGCACUUGAAAUGUUGAUUCGAUAUUUAAAUGUAUUCAUGCCCUCUUAAAACCCAGACCAGUCUCCACCUGAGCGGACAGCAGGUGUGAGAAAAGGUUGACACCACCAGCUUUUCUUCAGUUUUCCAUAUGCAAAAAUGUUGAUGCGAGUCAAACGGUUUACCGUGCCAAGUUUUACCCCACUCACUUAAAAAAGAAGGUGCUCACAUAACCUGUUCAUAUGAUUUGUAUUAACUAUGAAAAUGUUCUUUUACAUGGUCAUAACAACCUGUGUGUUAUGUUGUAUAUUUGAUAAUACUUUUUCUACGUUUGUUUUAGUUUUUUUAUAAAAUGCUUCGCUUGACGUUUUGCAAUCCAUAAUGAACAAGGCCACUCUAGGCAGUGCCCGUCACUAAGUUGUAUUAAGCACAACAUGGUUUAUUUUUUUCCCUCCUUUCAAAUGGGUGUACCGAAUUUACGGAAAUAUUUUUUCUGUUUUUCUCGACACCAGACAAGAGAAGCUGGAUUCUCAUCUGUGGCCAACAUGUUGGACUGCAGUUUGUGAAGAAACGAACUGAAGCUUUAUAAUGUUCUCAUGGCAUUGUCAUGGCUUUUGGAGAUGCCAUAUUCUGAGCAGGUGCAGACUUCUUUCACUCUGGUCCAAUCCUCAAACUCACCUCAAGCUCACCUCUGCCUUCUCUCAGACUCUAGGUGACAAAAAAAGGAUAUGCAAACUGGCAUUGACAGGUUAGCACUUGGACUACUGCAGAGAGAAAAACCAACGCUACCUCAGCUUAAUUUAUUUUAAUGCGACAACCGUUUACUGGGUACAAAAACAGUGUUUUCCCCCCCCCCCCACCCCCGAAAUACUAUUGCAACAUCUCCAGUAUCAUCAAAGGUACCAGAUCAGUGAAAGCACGGCCGCUGCAGUAAUCCAAGAGUUCCUCAUAUCUCUCCGAUUGUUCACGAUGUUUGCAUCUGAGCCAGAUGAUGAUUGCAUACAUUUUUUUUACAUAUUUCGUGGGCUGUGUAUUGUUUGCUUUUGUCAAAUUUUUACUGUUCCUAGACUCUGAAGAGAUGUCAUAGAUCUUCUGUCCUUUCAUAAAAAUCACACCCAUACUUUGUUAGAAGCUACAUCUUUUUGCCUCCUCACACAUCCAUCGCCUUUAUAUUACAUUGAGCUUUUUUUUUGCAGAUUUUCAUCUCAUAAUUCCGAUUAUUUAUUAUUAAACACAUUUUACACCUAAUUCAGUCAAUUGUCUUUUUGUACGUUUUGAAAUGUAAUGAAUCGGGAAAGCGUCGCACGUCUGUUUUAACAUUUUUUGUUGAAUUGCAUAGCGUUUUUGUAGCAGGUUUUUAUUUGGCGUGUGCGGGGGAAUAAAGGGUUUACAGGUCACUCAGGUUCAAUACGCGUCAACAUGCCCUUUGCAACGUUUCUAUUUAUUUCAUUAUUCUGGUGUUUUCUUCGUUAAAGUGGUUACGAACUGUUUGGCAUGCGGGAAGAGACUAACAUGAGGACGGAUAUUUAAAAAAAUUGCUUCUGUUUAGUGGAUCCCUGGAAGAGAAACAGGACCAGAGUUCAUUAAAUGUUGUUCACUUUGUCUCCACUUUCUGCCAAAAGAGUUAUUUUUUAAGGAAUUUAGAAACACAUAUGGAAAUAAAAUAUGGGUAGUUAAAUGUCAUACAUUGUGAUCUUCCUUUCUUAAUAAAAAUUGUAGCCAGUUUGGACUAACAACCAAUUUUUGUCUGGUAGUUGAGACUACUUAGUCCAGUAUGCAGAAGGAAGGGUUUGUUCUAUCCUGAAUUACUUUGUUCUUCCCUAUUGUUUCACAGAUACUUUUAGUCGAGACUUUCCAUAGCUUUGUCUAUUCUGUUCUGUGUAUUUAACACGCCUGAUCGAAAUUGUUACUUUAGUGUAAAUUAUUAUUUGAAAUGAAACAUUUACUGUAUUUCUCAAAUAAACUGCUGUGAUAUACUUGAAUAAAAAGGUGCAAGCUGAUUAUUUCAAA
Molecule: messenger RNA, 8022 nt
Organism: Eleginops maclovinus (Patagonian blennie)
Lineage: Eukaryota; Metazoa; Chordata; Actinopteri; Perciformes; Eleginopidae
Gene: atad2b
Product: ATPase family AAA domain containing 2B
Exons: 29
Coding region: 117-4589 (1490 amino acids)
Biological process (GO): positive regulation of transcription by RNA polymerase II
Cellular component (GO): nucleus
Molecular function (GO): chromatin binding; ATP hydrolysis activity; histone binding
Source: RefSeq, a predicted model, not a curated record